CUCAUAGCGCUGUGGGCCCCUGCCACAAGAAUGGCAACAGAGUCAGAGCUUGAUGUGUUCCAGGACCAACAACUCCCUCCUGUCCUUGGCAGAGAUAAGCAAGCCCAGCAGCACUAAGUGUGGCUGUUUCGCAGUAAAAGACUCAGCUCCGGUCACCAUCGGGUUGAUGGGUCUGGCAUAAUUAGAAGAGAGUGAGGGUCGGGUGUCCAAACCCCCCAGUCAAAGCUGGGGGCUGGGCUAUUCUGGGUCUAUGAAUACAUAUGCCUAUUUAUACCACUGGGGCGGCCGGCAGCCUUCUGUAGCAGAGAACUACGCAGAGCUGCUGCCACCACUGCUGCUGCUACCAAGCGGAGCUGACUGCAAUGUCAGGACAGCAGCCGGAGACAAGAGGAAUCUGCUGACAGCCGAGAGGCCCCUGAAGCAGCCCAACCCUGGUGGGAUUGAGAGGCUCUUAGACACCAGCAAGAUGAAACAGAUUGGCUAAGUACCCCCCCAGGAGGUGAGGCUGGCGUCCUCAGGUUGGAGGGAUGGGGAGUACCAUGGAUCCCCCAGGGGGUCCAUACCUGAACCUGGGAGCUGUCACAUCCCCAGUGGGCACCACCCGCCUGCUACAGCUGGCAUUUGGCUGUGUCACCUUCAGCCUCGUGGCACACCGGGGCGGCUUCGACGCUGCCUAUGGGACCUUCUGCAUGUCUGCCUGGUGUUUUUGCUUUGCCCUCACUGGUCUGGUGGUGGCCUUCGAGUUCACCCGACUCCACGGCUGCCUCCGUCUUUCCUGGGGCAACUUCACUGCAGCCUUCGCCAUGCUGGCCACCCUUCUGUCAGCCACGGCCGCCAUUGUCUACCCUCUCUAUUUUACCAGGCUCGAGUGCCCCCCGGAGCCAGAAGGCUGCACUGCCCGUGACUUCCGCCUGGCCGCCAGUGUCUUUGCGGCUUUACUCUUUGUAACUUACGCUACCGAAGUGGUCCUGACUCGGGCACGGCCGGGCCAGGUCACCAGCUACAUGGCAACCGUGUCUGGCCUGCUGAAAAUCGUCCAGGCUUUUGUGGCCUGCAUCAUCUUUGGGGCCCUGGUCCACGACAGCCGCUAUGGGCGCUUUGUGGCCACUCAGUGGUGUGUGGCGGUGUACAGUAUAUGCUUCAUAGGCACCGUGGUGGUGGUAGGCUUGAGUGUGACUGGCAGGGCUGGAACUCUGGGCUUCCCCUUUGACCGGAUAGUAGUCGUGUACACAUUUCUAGCUGUGCUGCUUUACCUAAGUGCAGCAGUGGUCUGGCCUGUCUUCUGCUUUGACCCCAAGUAUGGGACUCCCUCAAGGCCCUCAGGCUGUCCUCAAGGAAGCUGUCCUUGGGAUAGCCAGCUAGUGGUGGCCAUCUUCACUUAUGUCAACUUUCUCUUCUACAUUGCUGACCUGGCCUAUUCCCAGAGGAUCCGAUUUGUGCCCAGUCUGUAGGCCCAAGAGAGCUAAUGCCACCCUCUACCACCCUCACACAGACACAUACACACAUUCUCUGUGCUGGGGUUGACCCUUCUCUCUCUGACUUGAGGACUUCUGGAUGUAUUUGAGGGAAAGAAAGGGUGUGUGGGGAGGGGGAGAGCAGAGGGAGAAUGUCUGGGAUGAAGUUGCUGAGUCUUGAAGGAGGGAAGACUGAGGUAGGGAGGGCAACAGGCAUAGAGAAGACAGGAGACUGACACUGGGAAGGCCACAAUCAAAGAAUGCAUUAGGUCCAUGUGAGGGAAUUCAGUAACCCAGGGUAAGGAUGUGACUCUAAAUGGGGAGGAAAGAGUAUUAUAUUGUCUACCCAGAACUUAGAUAGCUGGAACAGGACAAUUUACCUAAAACCCAUUUGCCUCAAAAUUAUUUGCCUUAUGGGAUGAGCUCAGUAGAUCAGUAUGUAUAUGGAUUGUAAGCUCCCUGAAGGGACUAUUUCACUUUAUUUGUUGUAUCCUCAGAAGUAGCAUAGCACACAUAGAAAGCCCCAAAUGUCUGUCGAGCUUCAUUGGUUUUCAUUAUUUUAAUAUCAUCACACUAUAUUGCUGUAGUUUUAAAAUUUCUUUCUGGAGAAUUGCUUUUUAGCGGGUGAUUGGUUUGGACCUCCCUUCUUGGAGACCCUUUAGUCUAAUCCCCUCAUUAUACAGGUAAGAAAAUGGAAAGCUAGGGAAUUCGAAUGGUUCGUUCAAUGUUACACUACUGAUCAGCGGCAAAGCUCUAACUAGGACUCCUGACAUCUGGUCUAGCACUCCUUCCAUUUUUGUUUGCUAUUUCUUGGCUCACUGAGCUAGCAAGAAGUAAAGGUUGGAUCUGGAAAGCAGCCAGGAGGAGGUUGGGGAUGGUGGGGAUAGAGAUGUGCGCCAUUUCUUACAGAAUGAGAACCCAGCUCAGGAUGCCCUGGACCCAGAUCCACUACUGCCUGGCGAGAACAUUUGGGGGCACAGAAUGCUGUAGACAUGAUGCAUUGCAAAAGACUAAAAUACUCUGGGGACCUUUCCAUGUCAUGAAGGCCAACGUUUGGGGUCAAAAAGACUGGAGUAUCUUGAGUAACGUAGUUUCCCCCCUAUCCUCAGUUUCUGGACUUCUGGAUUCCCAUCAGGAGCAACAAGUUUACAUUCAAUUAGAUCAGUACUUCCCUUCCCAGAGGCCCCUACUAAAGAAUCCAGGAUGGCCCCAACAUGGAAAACAGCCGACCAUGUUAUCUUCUGACUCCAUCUUGGCUCCACCUCCAUCAUUCUUCGGCCUAUGGCUCCAGAGAACUUUGGCUGAGCAGCUGCUACGUCUAAGUCUUUCAGGGAGUACCUAAGAAUGGAAAUAAAGUAGAAGUUGAUUUGUACCCUG
Messenger RNA from Trichosurus vulpecula (common brushtail), 2831 nucleotides. It is a transcript of the gene MYADML2, whose product is annotated as myeloid associated differentiation marker like 2. Bases 528 to 1451 code for a protein of 307 amino acids. The record is from RefSeq and is a predicted model, not a curated record. The transcript has a single exon. NCBI's taxonomy places the organism in Eukaryota, Metazoa, Chordata, Mammalia, Diprotodontia, Phalangeridae. Gene Ontology annotation, cellular component: membrane.